AUGGCACCUCUUCUGACACUCGUUGUCGGCUCUCUGUUGGCUGCGCAAGGUCUUGCCGAGCCAUUCGAGAAGCUCUUCGGCAUUCCAGAGGGAUGGAAGCUCCAGGGUCCCGCAGCGAAUGAGCAAACGCUGAAGCUCCAAAUCGCUCUUCAGCAGAGCAAUGCUCAGGGUUUCGAGCAGGCUGUUAUGGACAUGUCCACGCCCAGCAACGCCAAGUAUGGACAACAUUUUCAAUCCCACGAAGAGAUGAAGAGGAUGAUUCUCCCCAGUGAGGAGACUUCCACUUCCGUGUCCGCCUGGCUAAAGGCUGCCGGCAUCGAGACUGUCGAGCAGGAUGCCGACUGGGUGACAAUCAAAACCACCGUCGGUGUCGCAAACAAGAUGCUCGACACCAAGUUUGCUUGGUACAUUAGCGAAGAGGCGAAGCCACGCAAAGUUCUCCGCACACUCGAGUACUCGGUUCCUGAGGAUGUUGCUCAGCACAUCAAUUUGGUACAGCCGACCACUCGUUUCGCCGCCAUUCGGGCGAACCACGAGACCGAGCGCGAGAUCUUCGGCCUCCAGCUCGCUGCUGUUGCCAAUAACACUGUCGACUGCGAUAAGACCAUCACUCCCCAGUGCUUGAAGGCUCUUUACAAGAUUGACUACAAGCCCGAUCCCAAGAGUGGCAGCAAGGCUGCCUUCGCUAGUUAUCUAGAGGAGUACGCUCGCUACAGCGACCUCGCCCUUUUCGAGAAGAAUAUUCUUCCGGAGGCAGUCGGCCAGAACUUUUCUGUUGUUCAGUUCCACGGUGGCCUCAACGACCAGAACUCUACUGCAGAUAGUGGCGAGGCCAACCUAGAUUUGCAAUACAUGCUAGGUCUCGCUCAACCCUUGCCCAUCACGGAGUUCAGCACCGGUGGUCGUGCCCCAUGGGUCGCCGAUCUUGACCAGCCAGACGAGGCUGACAGCGCCAACGAGCCUUAUCUCGAGUUUCUCCAGAGCGUGCUCAAGCUAUCCCAGAAGGAUCUUCCACAGGUCAUCUCGACGUCGUAUGGUGAAAAUGAGCAGAGUGUCCCCAAGUCAUACGCGCUCUCCGUAUGCAACCUUUUCGCUCAACUCGGCUCCCGUGGAGUCAGCGUCAUCUUCUCCUCCGGCGACUCGGGCACAGGUUCGGCAUGCCUCAGCAACGACGGCAAAAACACGACCAAGUUCCAGCCUCAAUACCCUGCUGCCUGCCCUUGGGUGACUUCCGUUGGAUCUACACGCUAUCUCAACGAGACUGCUACGUUUUUCUCGUCUGGUGGCUUCUCAGACUACUGGAAGCGUCCCUCGUACCAGGACGACGCUGUCAAGGGGUACUUCCAUCACCUCGGCGAGGCGAACAAGCCAUACUUCAAUCGUCAUGGUCGUGGUUUCCCUGAUGUGUCGGCCCAAGGGUUUGGGUACAGAGUCUACAAUUCGGGCGUAUUGAGGGGAUACCAAGGUACCUCGUGCUCAGCGCCUGCGUUUGGCGGCAUAGUCGCUCUUCUCAACGACGCGAGACUGAGGACGAAGAAGCCAUCUCUCGGCUUCUUGAACCCGCUUUUGUACUCCAACCCCGAUGCGCUGAAUGAUAUUAUUCUUGGCGGAAGCACGGGGUGUGAUGGCCACGCGAGGUUCCAUGGUGCACCGAACGGCAGUCCUGUCAUCCCCUAUGCCUCCUGGAAUGCCACCGCAGGAUGGGACCCCGUCUCUGGGUUGGGUACGCCGAACUUCCCGAAGUUGCUCAAGGCCGCAGUGCCAAGUAGGUACAGGGCUUAA
Messenger RNA from Cucurbitaria berberidis CBS 394.84, 1782 nucleotides. RefSeq names its product subtilisin-like protein. Lineage: Eukaryota; Fungi; Ascomycota; Dothideomycetes; Pleosporales; Cucurbitariaceae. The record is from RefSeq and is a predicted model, not a curated record. Gene Ontology annotation, molecular function: tripeptidyl-peptidase activity; serine-type endopeptidase activity. Gene Ontology annotation, biological process: proteolysis. The transcript has 2 exons. Bases 1 to 1782 code for a protein of 593 amino acids.